This is a messenger RNA of Balaenoptera acutorostrata (minke whale), 865 nucleotides long. RefSeq names its product calcium modulating ligand (gene CAMLG). The transcript has 3 exons. Gene Ontology annotation, biological process: tail-anchored membrane protein insertion into ER membrane. Gene Ontology annotation, cellular component: GET complex. The record is from RefSeq and is a predicted model, not a curated record. NCBI's taxonomy places the organism in Eukaryota, Metazoa, Chordata, Mammalia, Artiodactyla, Balaenopteridae. Bases 164 to 865 code for a protein of 233 amino acids.
UCAGGCGGCGCGCGUGCUUAGGCUGCAUUUGCGGCCAAGCUCUAGGGAAGGGGGCGGGUCCACAGAGGUAGAGAGACGCUCGCCCUGCGGCCCGGUCAGGACUCUUCGUCGCCGCGGCUCCCGCUGCUGUCACCGUCACCACUCCCGGAUUGUGGAGGGGAAGAUGGAAUCGGUCACCAUCGCUACCGACAGCGGGGACCGGCCGGGGGUCCCGGCGGGCUCAGGCCUGUCGGCUUCCCAGCGUCGGGCCGAGCUGCGGCGGAGAAAGCUGCUCAUGAACUCGGAACAGCGCAUCAACCGAAUCAUGGGCUUUCACAGGCCGGGGAGCGGCGCCGAAGAAGAAAGUCAAACAAAAUCAAAGCAGCAGGACAGUGAUAAACUGAACUCCCUCACCAUUCCUUCAGUUUCAAAGCGAGUAGUGCUGGGUGAUUCGGUCAGUACAGGAACAACUGACCAGCAGAGUGGUGUGGCCGAGGUAAAGGGAACUCAGCUGGGAGACAAAUUGGACUCUUUCAUUAAACCUCCGGAGUGCAGUCUCGAUGUAAGCCUUGAGCUCCGGCAGCGCAACAGAGGAGACCUGACAGCAGACACUGUCCAGAGGGGUUCUCGCCAUGGCCUAGAACAGUACCUCUCCAGAUUUGAAGAAGCAAUGAAGCUAAGGAAACAGUUGAUUAGUGAAAAACCCAACCAAGAGGAUGGAAAUACAACUGAAGAAUUUGACUCUUUUCGAAUAUUUAGAUUGGUGGGAUGUGCUCUUCUUGCCUUUGGAGUCAGAGCUUUUGUUUGCAAAUAUUUGUCCAUAUUUGCUCCAUUUCUUACUUUACAACUCGCAUACAUGGGACUAUACAAAUAUUUUCUAAGGUAA